Caenorhabditis auriculariae is the source of this 3197-nucleotide messenger RNA. NCBI's taxonomy places the organism in Eukaryota, Metazoa, Nematoda, Chromadorea, Rhabditida, Rhabditidae. The record is from the annotation of a GenBank genome assembly.
AUGACUAAGAAGAAGACUGCUCGACGUCUGAAAACAGAACGACGUCGGGUCCAGGAUCUCUUGACGAACGAAAGAGGUCAAACUCCGCAAGCCCUGAGAAAUCAAGCUUUUCAAUCGCUACACGACUUCACGAUAUAUGUCUUGGCGAGACUCGCCUCGAUGUUUCUGAAGUCUUUCCUUAGCUACUGUCUGGCGCUUUUCUUGUUCAAGGCCUACAUUGAUAUAAUACAGCCCUCCAUCAACAUUUUCCGGACUUGGUCUCACGGAUUCGCUAGUGAUGAGAAUUAUUGUUAUUAUUCGAAUGAUUGAAUGAAAUUUUGAUUGAAAGUCUCCGAUUUUACAGAUGAUAUUUUUGUGAAUGAAAUAAAUCAUUAUUAUUAAAAGUGAGAGCAAAACAAGGAAAAGACAUGAAGUAAAAUCGCUUGCCAGCUUCACCGACUGAGAAAAUUGCUAGUGGCCACUGUAGAGGCUCGCUAAGGACUACUUGGAAAGGACACUAAAGUGGCCACUAAACUCACCUCUAUAGUGGCCACUAUUUUUCGUUUUAGUGGCCACUUCAGUAGUUUUUCAUUCAGUAUUCCUUCCAAUAACUCUGAUAGUUUUGAAACAAACUGAUUGGACCAGUUAUGUUGAUCCAUUGACCCCUUAAGUGGCCACUAAUUUUUAACCCCUUAAGUAGCCACUAUUUUGACUACUUUAGUGGCCACUAAUACGUCAAAACUCUAUAGUGGCCACUAAAAAUUUUUGCAGGAAAGCUAAAAAAUUCGUUUUUGAUUUCUCGAAUAUAGAAUAUGAUAUUUUCAGUAAAGAAAACUCAUGAAUUUUAUUUAAAAAAACCGUUUUGCUUUUAGGUUCUCCUCCUUCGCGAUCUUCUCAAAGCUGGCUCGAAGAAAAUUUUUUCUCUUAAUCUGUUAUUUUUGGAAAAAAUAAAAUGACUAAGACGCUGAUCCUGAAACAUUUCUCAUUUUAGAGAUUAGACCCUGCAAAGCUCGCUUUUUUUGAAAAUGUACAGAAAAGUCGAAUUCUACAGCUAUCUUCUUUGAAAGUUGGAACUUUCUGAAACUUCUGCUAGGCCAUCAAAGAAUUUCUCGGCAAGAUUUGAUGAGAUUCCGAAUUUUCGAGCAGGUGAGCCUAACUUUUGGCACACCUACUCAUUUUCCACUUCCUCCACAGGGAAUCUCACAUUUGCUCUUUGAGCAAAAUUUCAAGUUAAGAGCUCUCAUUUUGCACUAUUCCGAUAAUUAACAUGCAAGUCAGCUUGUUUUGUUUUGCCGGAGAAGAGAAAGUGCAAUUCUCGGUUGUCAAGGCGGCGAUUCGCCCGAGGAUUCUCAUAAAAACCUCUUCUAAUUAUUCCAAUUAGCCGCCGGUACUUAUGAAAAACGCGGAAACAUUCUUCCUCCAACUACUUUCUUCUCGUUAUGCGGGUUCGUUUCUUAUUUCAGAUUUAUUCAGAUAUUUUUCUUAAUCUUCGAAUAUAACCUUAAAAAAAUGAUUACUUAUCAGAAAAAAAUUAUAAAAUGUUGCUGUACAAGUUAAAUGUCGCUUUCAAUUAGCAUAAAAAAAGUUGGCGGCUUUUUUUUUUUUUAGUGGCUACCAGACACAAAUAGAAAAUUUACGACAAAGGUUCGAACCUUUUUUGAUUUUUGAGGUUUUUGCCAGUUCCUGAUGUUUAUAAAAGUUGUAAAAUUUUAAGAACUAAAUAUUCGAGUAAAAAAAAUAAUAAAACGAUAAUUUUUUGAUCUUACAAAGUUUUUUUAAACGAAGAAACAAGAAAAUCAGUUUGUAAUCUAGGAAAAACUUUAGUGGCUUCUCAAGGGCUUCUUGGAGAGGUCACUAAAGUGGCCACUAAGACCUCCUCUAUGGAAGCUACUAUUUUGCGUCUUCGACUACUAUAGUUGAUCUAGUAUUACCCCUUAGACUGCUAAAGAAGCAACUUCAGGCUCUUGAGUGAUCACUAGAGCGCUAAAAUCCUAUAGUGACUCCUAGAAAAUUUCACAGUUGGUCUCUAAUUUUUUUUUUCUUGGUCGCACCGGGAAUGAACCUUACCGUUAGAAUGAACCUACAGCCGUCAUCAAGUUCUCUAGUGCUGUAAGAGGCUCCCGCGCGCAAGUCGUUUUAGGUCGGCUGAAGCAACUUCAACGCUCAGAGUCGUACCACAGUGUUCCAAAAGAGACGGCGGCAAGCCAAAAAAAAGGUCGUCGCAAUGGGGCGAAAACGCGAGUUUUUUCUAACGCAACGCGGUGCGGCGCGUGUCACCCCCACAAAAUUUCAUUCACUUUUAAUACGGUUUUUUCUCUUUUUCUUGCGUAUUUUACCAUUCUUUCGUAUUUUUUCACGCUGUAUGUGUUCUUAAAACGUGUUUAUCGCGUUUUCCAGAGAUUUGAAAGUGAUUUUUCGAUUGUUCUCGUCACAGAAAUUUGCAUUAAAAAGGACAUUUUUUUGAUGACAACUUAUUUCGCAUAAGAUAUUUCGUUUGUUUUUUUUGUUUUAGAAUUUUCAAAUGGACUUUCUUAAGAGAAACGCUGUGAGAUUUUUCUCAAAAUUUUUUUUUCGAGGCAGUAUUCGACGAAUUUAUUCUUGAAAAUGUCAUUUUGGGUGACAACUUUAUUCGUACAAGCUAUUAUGCAUCUGUUUUUGUUUUAAAACGUUCAAGUGGUAUUUCUUAAGAGAAGUGCUGUGAGCUUUUUCUCAAUUUUCCCUUUGGAAGUUCGAUUUGACGAGUUUUCCUAAAAAACGAUAUUUUGGGAGAUAUUUUGUUUUGCAAAAACUUUUUCGUCUCUUUUUUCAUUUAAAUUUGUUCGUUAUAAUUAUAUACACAUUAAAAAUCUUCGAAAACUCGCGAGAACCUAGGAAAAACAUCAUUUAAUGGUCUUUUUCCAACCACUAAAUCCACAAAACUUGACUCUCAUUCCCGCGCCCCUAUUGCAAUAAACCGUGCCGCUGUUGCAGUCAGCCACGCCUACUGACCACAGCUGCCGCUCGUUUGGGAACACUGUGGUACCAAGUGUGACCACGCGCUUCUACAUCAGAAAUAUAAGAUAAUCAUUGUUCUAUCUCAUUUUCAGAUGCCCCAAUAUCCCAACUCGACGCCUGAGCCGAUCUUCCGCUCCGAUUUCGUCGAUUUCUACAUUCUGAUCAUCAUCGGCCUCAUGUUAUCGGCCUGCCUCUGCUUUAUGUGCUUGUGUCUUCGAAACUGA